This is a messenger RNA of Fonsecaea multimorphosa CBS 102226, 363 nucleotides long. RefSeq lists its product as uncharacterized. The record is from RefSeq and is a predicted model, not a curated record. Lineage: Eukaryota; Fungi; Ascomycota; Eurotiomycetes; Chaetothyriales; Herpotrichiellaceae. Bases 1 to 363 code for a protein of 120 amino acids. The transcript has a single exon.
AUGCCCGAGCCCAAGGAUCGCCUAUCCCCAAUCAAAAAAGUCAAAGCCGCCCUCGUCCGAUCCCCCAUCAAAUCACCCACCACGACCGACAGGCUCAAUUUUGCCGCCUCUGGCGCCGAGAAGCUCAAUUCUCGAAUGAUGGAAGACAUAUACUUCACCGACCCCAAAUCGCGCGAGAGCCUGAGCACCAACCCGGGGGACACGGCCAAGCACCUGGCAGAACGCAAACGGUGCACGACGGACAACUGGAAGGCCGAGAUUGAGCGGCGGAUCGUCGCCGAGUCCAAGAUGGUCGACCACGCGUACGGUGACCAGAACCCGUUCCGGAAUCAGGCUUAUGGGCAUGGCGACGGGCAGAAAUGA